CGAGCGGUUGUAAUGAGCGGAUUGUAAGUGGACUCCAUUGUGGCGCGCAAACGGAAACGUGUGUUUUAAAAAUUGUGGGAAAUACUUAUUUACUUAUCUGACUUGCUUGGCGAAAUGCGGCCGGUUUAACGUUUGUUGGAAAUGUGCUAUGAUGCAGUGGGUGCGAUAGUAAUGAGUUCAGUGAAAUUUUGAUUGUGGAAAAAUUUAAUGAAAAUAAAAUUGCUAAAAAAAUUAACAAAACUAAAAUGUUAUGCAACGUAAUUCGUAGUAAAAGAAUGUAAACUAAAAUUCAAACGAUAAGCAAAAGCUUAGCGGGUUCUUACAGAAGUGUGGUAAUUAAGAAACAGAACAUAAACCAAACUAUAAAAAAAAUCCAGAUAAAAGAAAUUAGUAUUAAUUAGACAAUACUAUAAUGAAAGUCAUUCUUAUUGAAUAUCCUGUAAGCAGUUUGUUUUCUAUAGCAACUAUUUUCAACAACUGCAGAGUUUUGCAAUAAAGAAGUUGAUUGUAUAUAAAAUGAACUGAGCAUUUUAAUGCAAAAAUAUGCAUUGCAUCCGUAUGCGAAAUUUAAAAAUAAAUUUUAAUCAAUGAAAAUAAUUGUAAACAAAUAUUCGAGAUAAGAAUAAAUAAAACGCAAUGCGACAGAUACGAGCAAUACAUUUUACAAAACUAUUGACGCAACCAGCGGGCGGUUUAUUAUUCGUUUUGAUAUUUAUGUGCCACAAGAAUGAUUUCAACUUAAUUGAGACUGCUGCCGAUGUGAUAACGGAUCCCAAAUUCAGUUUUCCAAUCGCGAACGUAACAGCGUCUGUGGGGCGUGAAGCAUUUCUGACGUGUGUUGUGCAAGAUUUGGGAUCGUAUAAGGUCGCGUGGCUGCGUGUAGACACCCAAACAAUUUUAACUAUACAAAAUCAUGUUAUCACAAAAAAUCAACGCAUCGGCAUAACGAAUUCUGAACACAAAACGUGGACUAUGAAAAUCAAAGAUAUCAAAGAAAGUGACAAAGGCUGGUAUAUGUGUCAAAUUAAUACAGAUCCGAUGAAGAGUCAGAUGGGCUAUCUGGAUGUGGUAGUCCCGCCGGACAUCCUCGAUUAUCCCACCAGCACGGAUAUGGUUGUGCGCGAGGGUAGUAAUGUGACGCUCAAAUGCGCGGCUACGGGCUCACCAGAGCCGACAAUUACAUGGCGACGUGAAAACGGAGUAGCCAUUGAAUUGGCCAACGGUACCGAGGUGCUAAGCAUCGAAGGUGUCAAUUUGGUUUUGCCACGAGUGAAGCGUCAACAUAUGGGCGCAUACCUUUGCAUAGCAUCGAAUGGUGUGCCGCCAUCGGUCAGCAAACGAAUAACGCUUAUUGUGCAUUUUCCGCCAAUGAUAACUGUACAAAAUCAGUUAAUCGGCGCAGUGGAGAGUAAAGGUGUUACUUUGGAAUGCCAAUCGGAAGCCUUUCCCAAGUCAAUUAACUACUGGACGCGGGAGCGUGGUGACAUAGUGCCACCAGGUGGCAAAUAUACAUCGAAUGUAACUGAAAUUGGCGAAUAUCGCAGCUCAAUGAAAUUGCACAUAAAUCCCUUGACGCAAGCAGAAUUUGGCGCAUACCGCUGUGUGGCAAAAAACUCGCUGGGCGACACCGAUGGCACCAUAAAGUUAUAUCGAAUACCACCGAAUGCUGUGAAUUAUGUGGAGAACUCCGAAGGACGUUACAAAGGAGGUGGCAAAAAACGCAUCAAGAGCUCAGAGCUAUAUCAUCAGUCAAAAGCGGGCGAUGGUGGCAGUGAGGAGUCGGAAAAUCCGGGCAAACGAAAAGAUAUGAUACUUGGCAAUGAACUGGAGGACGGGUUCUACGACUCAGCUGCUACUGCAACGCAUUAUCAACAAAAUAAAUUGACACUGACAACAUUGCUGCUGUUCACGGCAUUGUUACUGCUUAGAAAAGUUGCAGUGCUGAUAGACGCCUGACAGCUGCUGGCUGCUGAGCUAUUGAUACACUGAUGACAUUGUGGUUGCGGUGUUAGAGUAACUGUUAAGGCUAAAAGGAUUUACUGUUGGCUGGUAUGAUUUGUAUGUAUAAGUGUAGUAUAUAUAGCUGCUAUGAGUUUGUGUAUGUGUGCCCGUUCUGCGUCAUAUUACUUAAGUGGUGUAUUGCGUGAUGGUGAUUGUGAGGUACAUAAUUAUAUAAAGUUUCAAUGUAUGAAGAUAUCAACACAAUGGCAUAUAAAGAGUUUGAAAAAAAAAACAGAAAAAAAUAUAUAAGUCUACUAUGUAGCACAUGGAAAAUGGAAAAUACAAAAUACAUAAAUGAAAAGUAACAAAAAAAGGCAGAAAAAUAAAAGUAGUGAAGCAAAGAAUCGGCUAAAUCAAAGUUAUAAGAAAUCUUAUAUAAAAAAUUUUAUUCAAUUGACAAUUUAUAAUUUGUGUGUAAAUAUAUAUUUAUACAUAGUAGAUAAACAAUAAAUGGAGCCACAUAUACGAAAUUAACUAUGUAUGUAUGUAAAAAUUAUUUACAACAUUAAAAUAAGGUAAUGGUAUUGAUAAAUGUAAAUAUAAAAUAAAUGAAUGCUUCCCUUUAUAGAGCUAAGAGUAUAGAGAUAUAAAGCAACUACUUUUGGUUCUAUAUUACUUUCAUUGAACCUGAAUUUAAGUUUGUUUUUUUUUCGGUUUAUAUUAUAUGGUUUGUAUUUGGAGCUGAUGUUACUCAACUUGGUUAGGCUGUAUACUAUAGCCAUUGCCCGCUCUAGGACACACUCAGGCGCAUAACCCAUUUCGAUGCCGCGUAGCGAACUUGUCCUUAUUACCCCUACAACCAGUAUGAGGCGUUCAGACACUUUUAAAUAUUCCUGAUCUCCACUGAGCUGAGAUAUUGUAACUUAUUAAAAAAUUAUCUAAAUUAAAUGGUAAAUGUGCGGCUGUAUAGAGGAGCACAGUAGCGUGGAGAUGCAAGCUCGUCUCUUUCCCAUUUACACAACUUCUGCGGAAGUCUGGUAUCUGCACGCCCAUUCCAUGGAUAUAUCUACAUACUAGGUUAUACCCCGUUAUAACGAAAAUCAAUAUGCUAAAAUUAUGCUUAUUUCGACUAAGUAAAGUUUCUGGGCGGCCGCCGUAGCCGAAUGGGUUGGUGCGUGACUACCAUUCGAAAUUCACAGAGAGAAUGCAGAUUCGAAUCUCGGUGAAACACCAAAAUUAAGAAAAACAUUUUUCUAAUAGCGGUCGCCCCUCGGCAGGCAAUGGCAAACCUCCGAUUGAAUUUCUGCCACAAAAAGCUCCUCAUAAAAAUAUCUGCCGUUCGGAGUCGGCUUGAAACAGUAGGUCCCUCCAUAUGUGGAACAACAUCAAGACCACCGCACAUCACAAAUAGGAGGAGGAGCUCAACCAAAUACUCGCAAAAGGAUGUACGUGCCAAUUAUAUAUAUACAGAUUCUGUGCGUUAAGCAUUAAGAGUCAGCCACAAUUGUCGAGCGAUUCUUCAGAUGCGUUCGUUACGCCAUCUUUCAUUAUCUUCUCUUACAACUUCCUCAAAAGUACAUAAGCAACUUAGAGGUGUGCUACCUUUGGGUGAAAUGACUCAAUCGUCGCAUUAAGAGAUGUGGGAUAUUUCACUGCUACCUUAGAGGUUUUCGACUGCUUUGCGAAAGAUUCAAUCGCCACCUGGCUAUCAGACUUAUAAAAAUGUAGGCAACAGCUUCUGGUAUCGCACCUCACUGUACCAGUGUCACGUCCUUUUAAAUUCAAUGACAUCCUUCGUUUUGUCAAAUUGGCUAAAGGUAUUUGAAAAUGGAGCCUUAUUUAGAGGCAACCUUCGAUCCUAAUGAUGUCCGGAAACAACUAAGGCUAUAUUAAGAAAUAGAAAGACUAUAUUUAGAAAUUUUCUCACAUCAACUUUAAAACUGAGGAAGUUAUCUACAAGAAAGUCCAAAAAUAAGUAUGUUAAGAACGAUUUUUUUUGUUUCUUUUGUCAUAAAAAACACCUUUCAAUUUGCAU
Anastrepha ludens (Mexican fruit fly) is the source of this 3976-nucleotide messenger RNA. RefSeq names its product limbic system-associated membrane protein (gene DIP-eta). Gene Ontology annotation, cellular component: neuron projection. The transcript has 11 exons. The coding region runs from base 637 to 1956 and encodes 439 amino acids. Lineage: Eukaryota; Metazoa; Arthropoda; Insecta; Diptera; Tephritidae. The record is from RefSeq and is a predicted model, not a curated record.